CGCACGCUCCUACUCGCACGCCUUCACGGAUCAUCAGGAGCCAGCCCACCACCGAAGCUGCUCUCACAAGGAGGAAACUGAAUUAGACAAGUUCUUCUUCCCCAGUCGAAGAGGAGGAGGAGGACCGGACAGGACAGGAGGGGCCGGCCAUCGGCUCUACUUUGCUUCCGUGUCUGCAGCCGGGCCCCAGCAGGAGUCUCCUCUGCGUGCCCCCCCGGUAACAGGAGCCAUGUCCGGACACACCGUGACCAUCCCGGACGACCGGGCGUUCGCCAGCUUCAAGGCCGAGUGUCUGUGCGAGGAGGGCUGGAGGAUGAGCUGCAACAAGGGAGGCAUCACCGUGUGGACCCAGGGGCUGGAGGAGGGACACUCCGUCCACCAGAUCAAGUGUCGGAUGGUGUGCAAGGACGUCUCAGCUGAGACCAUGUACGACGUGCUCCAUGACAUCGAAUAUAGACGGAAAUGGGACGCAAACGUCAUAGAGACUUUCGACAUCGGGAAACUCACGGUCAAUGCGGAUGUCGGUUACUAUUCAUGGAAGUGUCCAAAACCUCUUCAGAACCGUGAUGUCAUCACACUUCGUUCCUGGCUGCCAAUGGGGAAAGAUUAUAUCAUCAUGAACUACUCCGUCAAACAUGUUAAAUACCCUUCGAAAAAGGACAUGGUGCGAGCUGUGUCCAUUCAGACUGGCUACAUGAUCCAGAGCCAGGGGCCCAAGGCCUGUACCCUUACGUACAUGGCCAACAUAGAUCCACGAGGUUCAUUACCCAAGUGGGUUGUCAACAAGUCUUCUCACUACCUUGCUCCUCGCGCAAUGAAGAAGAUCAACAAAGCCGGUUUGAAGUAUUCGGAGUGGAAGCAGAAACACAACCCUGGGUAUAAGCCGUGGCUCUACCCUGAGCAGACUACAUUACCCAGCAUCCCACUCUCUGAGCUCAGCAUCCAGCGUGCAGAGAGCCUGGAGAAUAUUGAUGAAAGCUCACUGGCCGAGACUCAGGAGAGAGACGACAGCGACUAACGCACACGCGCACACACACGCGCACACACACACACACACACACACACAUAUAUUUGCAUACGCCGAUAUACUGACAGUCACAUGUAUGUAAGCACUCAUGCACACAAACCAAAUCAUACUUCACCUUCUUGAUCCCAUGCUUUCAUACAUAAUAUAUAAACACACACAUAUACAGUCAUGCAUCAUAGAUGCACUUACAUCUACAAACCCACCCACCCACUCAAAAGGGGCUGCAAGACUUAUGUGAUUUCUCUAUCAACAUUUUCUAAUCACGGCCUAUGAAGAUUAUAAGAGUAAAAGUACUGUAUAGUAUUUUCACUGAGAGUCACUGAUAUGAACUAUGAACAAUAUGAAAAAAUAUGAACAAUGGAUUUCAAAAUUCGACUUCUCUCCUGGGAAAACACUGGUGCAACCCCUAAUGGUGAUGUACACAGUUAGAACAUACUCAUAUAGACAAAUGGACACACACACAAGCACAUACACACACUGUUCAUUGAAACUACAUUCAUGCUCUCAGACAUGCCCAUGUUGCCUCCCUGGCACUCAUGUUUCUCUGUCACAUUUUGUAAGCACAUGAUAAAUAUGCAGGUGUGAAGAAGGCAGCUGGAACAACAAACCCUAACCUGCAACACCCCUAUCUCACACACACACACGCUCAC
This is a messenger RNA of Limanda limanda (common dab), 1677 nucleotides long. It is a transcript of the gene stard10, whose product is annotated as StAR related lipid transfer domain containing 10. The transcript has 6 exons. Bases 230 to 1018 code for a protein of 262 amino acids. Lineage: Eukaryota; Metazoa; Chordata; Actinopteri; Pleuronectiformes; Pleuronectidae. Gene Ontology annotation, molecular function: lipid binding. The record is from RefSeq and is a predicted model, not a curated record.